Dictyostelium discoideum AX4 is the source of this 3831-nucleotide messenger RNA. RefSeq names its product component of gems 5 (gene gemin5). Lineage: Eukaryota; Evosea; Eumycetozoa; Dictyosteliales; Dictyosteliaceae. The coding region runs from base 1 to 3831 and encodes 1276 amino acids. The transcript has 2 exons. Gene Ontology annotation, cellular component: nucleoplasm; Gemini of Cajal bodies; cytoplasm. The record is from RefSeq and is a predicted model, not a curated record.
AUGAACAUAGAUUCAAAUAUUAUAAAAAAUGAAAAUCUAAUUAAUGCUAACAAUCAUACAGAUAGAAGAGAUGUACAUGAUAGUUUAGCAGAAGCACCAGAGAAAAUAACAGAAUUAAAAAAAAACCAUUGGGAAGAAUUAUUACCUUCAUCAUCAAAUUGGUAUUGCACAUCAGUUGCAGAUUGUAAUGAAAAUCAAAUAUAUAUAUAUGCAUGCAAAUCAAAUGUUUCAAUAUUUAAUAUUAAAUCAAAAAAAUUUAUUGGUGAAUUAAAUGGACACACAGAUAGGGUAACAUCUGUUGGAUUUUUCAAGAGAUUUGAAAGUAAAAAUGAUGAGAGUUAUAAAUGGUGUAUAACAGGUUCAGAUGAUAAAACUGUCAGAAUAUGGAAAUUCAAUUCAAACGAUGAUGAUCAUAAUGAAGACACUGAAAUUGGUGAUGACUUUAAACAUGGUAGUGGUGGUGGUGGUAGUGAUGGUGGUGGUGGUGAUGAUGUAAAUAAUUUUUAUGGAAAUAAAAGUAGUAACUUUUGUAUUUAUUAUCACCAAGAACAUAAAGCUGGUGUCACAUGUGUAGUUGCAUCACCAUUAGUUCCAGAUUUAGUACUAUCAGGUGAUAAGGCUGGUGCAUUAGUAAUUUAUAGAACAUUAACCAAUCAUGUAUUCCCAAUACCACCGAUAAUUGGAAAUAAUAUAUCAAUUUCAACAUUAGCAUUCUCACCGAAUCAUUCAGAUUUAGUUGCAAUUGGUUAUUUAAAUGGUAUAGUUUUAAUUUAUAAUUUUGUCAUUAGAUCAACUGUUUGUAAAAUUUCUGCUCAUUCCGCAGACGUUUUAUCAAUAGUUUGGUUCGAUUCAACUAUUAUUCAAAAAAAUAAUAUUUUUCAUGAUAAUAAUAUUAAUGAUCAAGACGAUAAUAAUAGUAAUCACAGAAAUAGAAUUUUUUUAGCAACAUGCUCAAAAGAUAAAGCAAUUAAAAUUUGGAAACAGGUUGGCGAAAAGAUUGAAAGUGGAUUUACAAAUAUUUAUCAAUUUAAUCCAUCCAAAUAUUCAAUUCAGCAUAGUAGUAGUAGUGGUGGUGGUGGUAUAAAUCAAAAUGAUAAACAACGUGUUUGGUUAACAUUAUCAUGGUCACCAGAGUCACCACAAUAUUUAUUAUCAAAUUCACUAACAGCUGAUGUAUUAAUAUGGGAUUUAAUAAAUUUUAAAUCACCACCUGAAAAAUUUCAAUCAAGUCAUCAAAGAUUAAUUUUUAAUAUUACUCAAAUACCAAACAGUGAUGGUUCUUUAGCAAAAACGACAGCAACAACAGAAACAACAACAAAAAACAAAAUAAAAAAUAAAGAUAAAAAACAAUCACAAAUUAAAUUAAAUAAUAAGGUUAUAACAGUUUCAUUAGAUAGACAAAUAAUAAUUUGGGAGAAUUUAAAAGCAAAGAUUAAAAUUCAAGGAUUAGGUGGAUUUGUUUAUAGUAUUGAUACUUGUUCUUAUUCACCAAAUACUUUUGCAAUUGGUUGUGGUGAUAAUACCAUUAGACUUUGGUCACCAACAGAGAAUUCUAAAGAUGCUUAUGAAUCUAAAACCCUUUGGAAAGGUAUACAAUCAAAGGUAACAUCUCUAUCAAUUUGUAAAGAUUAUGGUUUUUCAAAUUCAAAUUUAAUAGCAUUUGGUAUGGAUGAUGGUAGAGUUGGUGUUUAUAAUAUAAAUACAAAUCAAUCAAAAAUAUUUCCAGGUGGUCAUAAAAAUGAAAUUUAUGAAAUAAUUUGGAAACCACCACCAACCCCAACACCUCAAAAAAAUAUUAAUAAUAAUAAUAAUAAUAAUAAUAAUAAUAAUAAUAAUAAUAAUAAUAAUAAUAAUAAUAAUAAUAAUAAUAACAAUAAUAAUAAUAAUAAUAAUAAUAAUAAUAAUAUUAAUAAUAAUAAUAAUAAUAAUAGUAAUAAUGAACAGCAACCAAAUAAAUUAUAUUCAAUUGGUAAUAAUGAAAUUUAUGAAUGGGAUUAUAAUGAUUUUAAUAAAAGCUUUACAAAUAUGACACCAAUUAUUCAACAAUUAAAUCCAAAAGAAACAUUUAGUAAACAUAAAACUGAUAUUAAUUUCAAUUUAAAUGGUGAUAUGAUUUCAAUUGGUUAUUCAGAUGGUACAAUCGAUAUUUUCACUUCAGAAUUUCUUUUCUUAACUAGAAUAAGAGAACAUAAAAAACUAAUCAAUCGAGUUCAGUGGAAUCACUUUAAAGAGAAUGAAAUGAUUUUAGCUUCUGCUUCAACUGAUAAAAAAGUUAUAAUUUAUAAAUUAUCAAAAAUUGGAAAUCAAAAUGAAAAUGAAAAAAAAAUUGAUAAUGAAAAAGGAAAAGAAAAUGAAAAUGAAAAAGGAAAAGAAAAUGAAAAUGAAAAUGAAAAUGAAAAUGAAAAUGAAAAUGAAAAUGAAAAUGAAAAUGAAAUAGAAAAUAUAGUUAAUAAUAAUAAUGAAAAUGAUACAGAAAUAGAAAUAAAAAAUAUUAAUAAAAACGAAAAUGUGGAUAAAGAAGAGAUGGUUGAAAAUAAUAAUAAUAAUAAUAUAAAAUAUAAGAUUGAAAUUUUACAUCAAUUUAUUGGUCAUAAAAAUAAUGUUUGUAGUGUUAGUUGGUCAAAUGUAGAUCCAAAUUUAUUAGGAUCAGCAUCUGCUGAUGGUACAGUUCAAGUUUGGAAUAUUAAAUCAAAAGAAGCCAUUUCAAAUAUGAGAGGUCAUGAUGGUAGAGUAUUUACAGUUUGUUGGAGUUUACUUGAUCCAAAUUUAUUAGUAUCAGGUGGUGAAGAUCAAACAGUUAGACUUUGGAAUUAUUCAACUCAACCAUUUAAAACAGUAACUGAAUCACAAAUUAAAAAAUCGCCACAACCUGAGCUUUCAAUUUCUUUAAAUAAAAAAAUAACAGAACAACAGCAACAACAACAACAACCUCAAUCACCUAUUAAAAGCAAUCCUGAUCAAUCAAAUAAUCCUUCUUUAGUACCUCCAAUAUUGUUAACAUCAGUAACCUCAACAUCAAAUACCACAGCAACAGCAACAACUAUAACACAAAUUACAGAAUCAUUGCCAAAGAAAAGACCAAUAUUCCUUUUAAAUAAGGAUAUUGUACAAAGACAAGAUAGUUCACAAUACGUUGUUCCACUUGCAAAAUAUUUUACAACGAACGAUCAAGAUUCCAUCAAUACCAAUGAAACAAAACAAGAAUAUGAAUUUGGUAGUAAUAGUGAAAAUAAUAAUUCAAAAAUUGAAGCAAUAUUUUCAGAGAAAAAGGAAAUUAUUAAUAAAUUAGUUCAAAAGGAAUCAUUAGAGUUAUUAAAGAUUGAUGAUGUUGAAAAUUAUAUUUCAUUAAAUAGUUGGAAUCCUGCAAAUUUAAAACAAGCACUUUAUCAAGUAAUAAAGAAUGGUAAAUUAACAGGUAACAUUGUAUCAUUGAGUAUUCAAGCAGGAAGAGAAAUAUUUGAAUCAAUUUGUAAUCUUUAUUCACAACAAUUGAUUUGUAUCGGUGAUUAUCAUUUAGCCGUAUCAUAUCUAUUAAUGAUUGGUAAAGUCAAUGAAGCCAUUGAAGUCUAUAGAAAUACUCUCCUAUUUCAAGAGGCAAUCAUUUUAGCAAAAUCAAGAUUCCUACCAGAUGAUCCAAUCAUUAAUAAACUCUUUACAGAAUGGGCAAAACAAACUGAAACUUCUCAUCCAAUUCAUAGUAUAAAAUGUUAUUUAGCAACAAUUAAUGAUCAAUCUUUAAAUUCAAAACAAGAAUUAUUAAAAUUACUCUCUUCUGUUCAAACAAAACAAAUUAUAAAAAUUCAAUCAGAUUUAGAACAAAUUUUAAAAUAA